AUGGCGAACACGAAUCGAACUGAAGACGAUCUUGGCAAAAAAUGGGACCGUUGUCUCUCAGACACGGGAAUAAAAAUAGUCAGUGGAUUGGGACUGGGAAUUGUUUUUUCUGUCAUCUUCUUCAAAAGACGACCUUGGCCAGUGGCAUUUGGCACUGGAAUUGGUUUAGGGAUGGGUUAUGCUAAUUGUCAAAAUGACUUCAACAGUAAUGUAUAUCCAAGGGGAUUUAAGAAAGUUCAAGCUGAUAAUGGAAGUCCUGCCAAUGAUUCAUAAUGUGCAUAGACAUUUAUAGUGAAUUUGUCAACAGUGAUGUGGAUACCAUAGGACUUGUAUGCCAUAAUAUGGUUGUAUGUGUUUUAUAGAAGUCUGGUGGCCCGCCACACCAAAUUGGGCUGUUGAGAAAACUGGCCGUCGGUAUUCGCUACGACAUGCAGAUGAAGUCAUCAUUUCCAUAGUGGACAGGAAACUUGUGGUCUUUGGUGGCAAGACCAUGACACAUCACCGUCAGUUUGGUAUCCAGUCUGGCGGAACUGCAUGUCAUCCAUGUCAUGUGUAUGCUAAAAUAAUGUUAACAUUGAUGACUCCUUUGCUGCUGUUGACAAGAAAAUGAUUGUGCUUUGUUGUUGUGUGAUAUUCAUCUGGUAAGAAUUUGUAUAAAUAUAAUUAGUUGGCAAAAUAAGUUCAA
Lineus longissimus is the source of this 685-nucleotide messenger RNA. Its product is annotated as MICOS complex subunit Mic10-like. The transcript is spliced from 4 exons. The coding region runs from base 1 to 273 and encodes 90 amino acids. Lineage: Eukaryota; Metazoa; Nemertea; Pilidiophora; Heteronemertea; Lineidae. Gene Ontology annotation, cellular component: MICOS complex; mitochondrion; mitochondrial inner membrane. The record is from RefSeq and is a predicted model, not a curated record.